Molecule: messenger RNA, 744 nt
Organism: Helobdella robusta
Lineage: Eukaryota; Metazoa; Annelida; Clitellata; Rhynchobdellida; Glossiphoniidae
Exons: 6
Coding region: 1-744 (247 amino acids)
Biological process (GO): galactosylceramide catabolic process
Cellular component (GO): lysosome
Molecular function (GO): galactosylceramidase activity
Source: RefSeq, a predicted model, not a curated record
AUGACCUCAUGGGCUUUAACGGUCUUUUAUAGGGUUAAAAAAGGAUACGAACCUGGAGCAGAGCCAUUCAACUUGGCCCAACAGUCUGGUUCCUUCGAAGUAACUCGCUCAUCUGAUCACAGUCGUAACUUGGUCCUUACUCAGAUGGUCACUUCAUCUCCCGUCGAUACGUGUUUCUACAAAUUCACAAGACCUCUUCUUCUUAUUGGGGAUGUAGAAUGGAGAAAUGUUCGAACAAAGGUGAGCGUGUACAUUAAAAAAGAUGAUAAAUUAAUGGCCAGCAAGAAAACGGAUUGGAAAACAUUUUCUGACGACAAAUCACAUGUGCUUAGAUUUGGACAAAACAACGCAAGAAAAGAUGCGGAAAAAAGGAAACAACCACAAACACAUUCUCAUGGUGUCUUCAUAGCUUCUCAGGUUGAAAGUGGCGGUUGUGACGUUGUUUUGUCUGAUGGCAUCCACUUUUAUGUAGACCUCCUGAACAAGCAAGCCAUCCUUUCAAUGAAUCAUAACAUGACGAAACAGCUGAACAGUACCUCUCUUCCACAGGACCUCUACAACAAAUGGUUCACCAUUUUACUUGAUGUCAUGAACGAGACGGUAGUUGCCAUGAUAGAUAACGACGUAAUCUUCCACCAUCACCUACCUCACUGCCCGUCGGCAACGGGAUUCGUCACCUUUGGUCCAAUUAAUUUUGGACUCAUUAGUUUCGAUGAUUUUGUCAUCAGCAGAGUUCAAUAUUAA